Molecule: messenger RNA, 615 nt
Organism: Racocetra persica
Lineage: Eukaryota; Fungi; Glomeromycota; Glomeromycetes; Diversisporales; Gigasporaceae
Source: the annotation of a GenBank genome assembly
AUGUUUGAUGAGUAUCCAAUCGAAAAUUUCUAUAGUUUAUUAAGACGUCAAACUAAAGAUAAAGUUAAUACACCACAUACUAUUCGGCGUGAUGCUAUAUUUGUUGAUAAUUUACGGAAUGAGGAUACAUUUGUUGAUUUUUUUGUUCCCAAAAAAGAUUAUCCUUAUAAAAAAAAGGAUUUAGAUGUUUUAAGCAAAAGUACUGCAAUUUUCCUUUUGGAAUUCUUUAGUCAAAUUUGGAAUAACGAUUAUGUAGAAAAGAAAAUUGAAGGAACAAGAGUUAAAAAAAUUUACUACUAUUUUUCAAAUAUAUCAUCACGGUUUUCAUCUGGUAUCUUACCAUUAGGAUAUCAUUCAUUAACACCUCCAAAACAAGAAAAAUUUUGUGAUCGGAUUAAUUGCAACAAAACUGAUAUAGGAACUGGACAAGUGCUUAUUUGUGGUCACGCAUACCAUGAUGAAUGUUUUAAAAUUAUGGGAUUUUAUUGUGAUUCUUGUUUUAAAUAUCUUUGUCAUUCUAUUGAUGAAUUAGCUAAUUCAUAUAACGAAAGAUUACAAUUAGAUGAAAAUUUAAAUGAAAAAUUAGCCGAAGAUAACAAUAAUAAAAAUGAAGAU